UUCUUCCUUCUCAUACUCAACAAAUCUCUCUCUCUCUCUCUCCCUUGGAAAAAAAAAUUCCCUCAAUUAAAGAGAGAAAUGGCAGCUUUACUCUUAGGCCAUGCCUUAUUAAUAGCUAUUCUCAUCCUCCAUUUCCCUACCUACAUAAAUUCUAGCCCACCCACUGCACCAUUGCCUAGCAACACAAACACCCAAUACAUCAGAACAACAUGUAACUACACAACCUAUCCAAGAUUGUGCUAUCACUCUCUCUCAAUCUAUGCUAGCAAAAUCAAGACAAACCCAAAAUUACUAGCCAAUACUGCCCUAAAUAUAACCUUCAAGGCCACCGAAUCAACAUCAAGAUUGAUGAAGAAGAUGUCAAGGAUCCAUGGUUUAAAUCCAGGAGUGGCUGCAGCCUUGGUAGAUUGUAUGGAAGUGGUCGGUGACUCAGUUUAUGAGCUACAAAGGUCUAUUGGAGAAAUGGGUCAUGCUAGUGGAGCAAAUUUUUAUGGAGUGAUGGAAGAUAUACAAACAUGGGUUAGUGCAGCAUUAACAGAUGAUACUACUUGCAUAGAUGGGUUCGAUGAACAGCCCAACUUAAAUGGGAAUGUGAAGAGAAUUGUUAGAAAACAUAUACUGAAAAUUUCACAUUUGACUAGUAAUGCCUUAGCUCUUAUAAACAAUUAUGCUUCAUCCCAAGCCAGGCUACCCUAGUGAUUUGGACAGUAUCUUCUGGUUUCGGUUUGCCAUAUAUGUGGAGCUGUAUUUCUUACCCGUACCAAGUUCGGAUGAGGUUUCUUAUCUUCGGCUUGAUUACAAGUGCGGAAUUGUGACUCGUGAAGUGAUACUGUACAGUUUUCAUAUAGGCUAGAUACGGAAUUUGCUCUCUGUCUAAUCGUGAUUUUCUACCUCUAAACUCAAUUUUAAUUUAA
Ricinus communis (castor bean) is the source of this 914-nucleotide messenger RNA. Its product is annotated as 21 kDa protein. Gene Ontology annotation, molecular function: enzyme inhibitor activity. The transcript has 2 exons. The coding region runs from base 79 to 696 and encodes 205 amino acids. The record is from RefSeq and is a predicted model, not a curated record. Gene Ontology annotation, biological process: negative regulation of catalytic activity. Lineage: Eukaryota; Viridiplantae; Streptophyta; Magnoliopsida; Malpighiales; Euphorbiaceae.